UUGGCGUCCCCAUAACAAAAAGUCGUUGAAUUCGACUUCCUCCCCCUCUUCCCUUACCUGAGCUCCCUCUCCACCGGAGAUCAUAGCUCAGCAGCUCCGAUUUUGGACCCCCCCGACCACCCCCCAAAAUUUUCACCGAUUUCUGUACUAAGCCCUCCUUCUGUAGUCAAACUUUUCAAUUCAAUCUUUCUGGUUCCGAUCAAUCUCUGAUCGCUUCCAUUUUGAUGGCAUUUCUUGGUUUGUUCUAGGCCUUUUGAUACCCCCUCCGUCACUCUCCGACCCCACUAUUUUCCACAUAUUAUUCCGUUUAUUGCAAUUCGUACUUAUGGCGAUCCGCUUCACCGUCACCUACUCCGGCUACUUGGCCCAAAAUCUGGCCGCCUGUGCCACCUCCAAGGCCUCUACCGCUAACUGCCGCUUCUUACAUGAAUGCGCCGCGUCCCGGUCCCUCUUCAAAACCGAACGCAAUUACCCCUCCGAUUUCCGGCCACGGCCGCCCAAGCCCAAGACCACCGCCUGCUCCUCCUCCGCCUAUUCAAUGUAUUCAACUCUCGCUGCUGAAAUCUUCGGAGGAAAAUCUCAAAGCUCUUUGGUAGUCGCCUUAAUUUCGCUCAUGAAUCCAACCUCCUCUUCGUCUUCCUCAUCGUCUAUCGUUUCUUCUUCUACGGGUGUUUUUGGGAUUUCGCCGGUUAAGCCGGCGUCCAUCAUCCCCUUCUUACAGGCGUCUAAGUGGUUGCCCUGUAGCCAGCCCAGUAUUGGGAAGGCGGGGAGUCUGGUAGAUAAAGGGGGAACUGCUGCUACGGCGGAUAAGUCUAGUAACACCAGGAAGCAAGGGCCUGUUGUGGAGAAGACUACUGUUGCUGCUGUGGCGGCUGCUUCAUCAGAGGCUAUGUCCGAGGAUUUAAAGCUUUCUAGAAGCAGUUGGUUGUCGAAAUUGUUAAAUGUCUGUUCCGAUGAUGCUAAAGCUGCUUUUACUGCUUUGAGCGUUAGCAUUCUGUUCAGAUCAUCUUUAGCUGAGCCAAGAUCAAUUCCCUCGACCUCUAUGUACCCCACUCUUGACGUAGGCGACCGCAUUCUUGCUGAGAAGGUUUCGUAUGUUUUUAGGAAGCCUGAAGUUUCAGAUAUUGUGAUUUUUAAAGCACCUCCAAUUCUUCAAGAAAUUGGUUAUAGUUCUGGUGAUGUCUUCAUUAAGAGAGUUGUCGCUAAGGCUGGAGACUAUGUGGAGGUUCGUGAUGGCAAAUUGCUGGUAAAUGGGGUUGCUCAAGAUGAGGAUUUCAUCUUAGAACCAGUGGCAUAUGAGAUGGAUCCGGUGCUUGUCCCUGAGGGGUAUGUCUUUGUCAUGGGGGAUAACCGCAACAACAGUUUCGACUCGCACAACUGGGGCCCCCUUCCAAUUCAAAACAUUGUUGGUAGAUCAGUGUUUCGAUAUUGGCCUCCGUCCAAAGUUUCUGACACUCUAUGUGACUCGCCUCUGACUACGACUGCUGUUGCAUUUUCUUGACUGGUUUAUCCGGAAAGACUUGCUGUACAGACUCCCACAGUAGGAAGAUUGCUGUUACAGUUUUAUGACUCCAGCACUUCGAUUCAGAGACAGGGUCCCAAAACUUGUUUCUUCCUUUUGAUCAUCUUUUACCAAUCAUUCAUUCAUCCUUUGGGGUGUUUUCCGGCUGCUGUGAAUACUUAAUCUCCCUGGUGUUAUGGCUUUGAACAUACGAAGCUGUUGUGUGGAUGGAUAAUCUCAUCCAUCCUAUGAUCAUUAUUGCUGUUAUACUAUACAUUAUUGACUGGGUUCUUAGUUCCAUUUAAAGGGGAAGGGCAAAAAAAAAAAAAAAAAAAAAGUUAACAAAAGAGGUUGUCUUGCCCCGCCCCCAACCCCCAAAAAAAAAAAAAAAUCAGGACCCCAUCUGUAAGCUUUCAAUUUUUAAUGUAGUGUGUUUUUUAUUUUUUUUGGGUACCAAGUGUUAUUCUCUUAUUCGAGUGUCGUUAGUUUUGACUUGUAGCAAAAAGGUGAAAAACAAACGAGGCUAUGAAUUAUGAUCUAGUUGAUUUCCUUUGUGAAGUA
Molecule: messenger RNA, 2062 nt
Organism: Coffea eugenioides
Lineage: Eukaryota; Viridiplantae; Streptophyta; Magnoliopsida; Gentianales; Rubiaceae
Product: thylakoidal processing peptidase 1, chloroplastic-like
Exons: 6
Coding region: 326-1501 (391 amino acids)
Biological process (GO): thylakoid membrane organization
Cellular component (GO): chloroplast thylakoid membrane
Molecular function (GO): serine-type endopeptidase activity
Source: RefSeq, a predicted model, not a curated record